This is a messenger RNA of Darwinula stevensoni, 5253 nucleotides long. Lineage: Eukaryota; Metazoa; Arthropoda; Ostracoda; Podocopida; Darwinulidae. The record is from the annotation of a GenBank genome assembly.
AUGCCAAAAGUGCCCAAUAUUGUAAAUCAGAGACCACGCACUCGUAGUGACAUAGAAAUGUUCAUCACAAAGGCCUUAGAGAAGAUCCUAAGUGAUAAGGAAAUCAAGAGAUCCCACCAUCAGCAACUGAAGCGUGCAUGUGAGAGGGUGCUGGAAGAAGUUCACAAUGAGUUGAAGGGAACUGAACAAGACAGUGCAGAUUCAUCAUCAUGUCUACCCCUACCAAAAUCCUCAGCUGGGAGCCUCGAUGCAGAGAAGUACAUUCUCCCAUUUGAACUUGCAUUGCAGUCCCGCACUCCACGCAUUGUUGUGACUGCUUUAGAUGGGCUUCAAAAACUGAUUGCAUAUGGUCACAUCACUGGAGCUUCCAAAGAUGAAACAAAUCCAGAGAAGUUGCUCAUUGAUAGAAUUGUUGAAUCCAUCUGUGGAUGCUUCACAAACUCAUCCACUGAUGAAGGAGUGCAGCUCCAAGUGCUGAAAGCACUUCUCACAGUUUUGACAUCCUCCCAUGUUGAAGUUCAUGAAGGCACUUUGGUACUCGCCAUACGAACAUGUUACAAUGUGUAUUUGGGAAGCCGAAACCUGGUAAAUCAAACUACUGCUAAAGCCACUCUCACACAGAUGAUGAAUGUCAUCUUUGCCCGAAUGGAAAACCAGGUCUUGAAGUCUUCUCCUCACAAGGCUGACCUUGCUGCCAUGAGUCCUGAUAAGGAGAAAGUAUUGGAGUCUCCAAAAGAGAAUGGGGAAGCAGAGCCUUAUGAAGAUUUUCAUUCUCAGGGAAGUGGAAGCAUUGGCAGACAUUCAGAUUCCCUUGAUCCUGAGCAUCUACCAGUUGAAGAGGAUGUGAUUGAUGAAGCAAUGGUUAUUGCUCAAGGUAUUAUUUCAGAGCUCAUUGAUGAAAGUUACAAUGAAGCCAGUCAAAAAGACUUGUAUCGGGUGCCUUCCCAAGAGAGUAUGGCAGCUUCUGAACAAACUGAAGGCAUGACAAUGGCAAGGUUUUCUCACAUCCAAGAGAAGGAUGCCUUCCUGGUAUUCAGGUCACUUUGUAAACUGUCCAUGAAGCCAUUACCAGAAGGUCAACCUGACCCCAGGUCACACGAGCACAGGAGCAAGCUUCUUUCCCUCCAGCUCUUGCUGGGUAUCCUACAGAAUUCAGGUCCAAUCUUUCAAAGCAGUGAAAUGUUUAUUCCUGCAAUCAAGCAGUACUUGUGUGUAGCCUUAUCCAAGAAUGGAGUAUCAUCGAUAACAGAAGUCUUUGAGCUCUCCCUGGCAAUAUUUCUCAUCUUAUUAUCCAAAUUCAAAGCACACUUGAAGCGACAAAUUGAGGUAUUCUUUAAAGAUAUUUUCCUCAAUGUGCUGGAGUCUUCAACUAGUUCAUUUGAGCAUAAGUGGCUGGUCAUUCAAGCUCUCACUCGCAUAUGUGCGGACGCUCAAUGUGUGGUUGAUAUCUAUGUCAACUAUGACUGUGAUCUGAAUGCAGCCAACAUCUUUGAAAGACUAGUCAAUGAUCUCUCAAAAAUUGCCCAAGGAAGGCAGGCUGUUGAACUUGGAGCCACACCAAAUCAAGAAAAGAGAAUCAGGAUAAAAGGCUUGGAAUGUCUAGUAUCUCUUCUCAAGUGCAUGGUUGAAUGGAGCCGUGAGUUGUACAUCAAUCCCAUGGCUCAGAUUCAGGUCACAGAAACCUCCAGUGAUCCCAUGGAUGAGCCAGACUCCCUACAAUCAAAUGGCAGUCUUCGUGGCAGCACCAGGAAUUCCCCUUCUAUGCUACAUAGUACUGGUGCUUCUGAUGAAACUCGUCAAUUUGCAGUGCAAAAGCAACAAAAAGAAAUUUGGGAACAAGGCAUUCAGCUUUUCAACCGGAAACCGAAAAAAGGACUCAAGUUCCUUCAGGAUCACAAGUUCAUUGAUGGUAGCCCUGAAAGUAUUGCAAGGUUCUUUCAUAAAUACAAUGAUCAACAUCUAGACAAGACUCAACUUGGUGACUUUCUGGGAGAUCCAGACAAUUUCAACCGGCAGGUCAUGUAUGCCUAUGUUGAUCAGUUGGAUUUUGUCAAUACUGACUUUGUGUCUGCAUUACGACUCUUCCUUGAAUGCUUUCGCCUCCCUGGUGAAGCCCAAAAAAUAGAUAGAUUGAUGGAAAAGUUUGCUGCUCGUUACUGUGAGUGCAACCCUAACUUGGGCCUAUUUGCAAGUGCAGACACAGCUUACGUGCUGGCUUAUUCCAUCAUCAUGCUUACUACUGAUUUGCACAGUCCUCAGGUGAAGAACAAAAUGACCAAAGAGCAAUAUAUCAAGAUGAAUCGAGGAAUCAAUGACAGCAAAGAUCUUCCAGAAGAAUAUCUUUCUGAAAUCUAUGAUGAAAUUGCAGGAAAGGAGAUAAAAAUGAAAGGAGGAAAUCAGGUGGGAAAGCAGCUUGUUUCCAAUGAGAAGAAGAGGAAGCUCUUGUAUAAUUGCGAGUUGGAAGCAAUCUCCCAUGCUGCGAAGGCACUCAUGGAAGCUGCAUCGCAUGUUGAAGCACCCUUUACACAAGCCAUGCACUUGGAGCAUGUGAAACCCAUGUUCAAGUUAGCUUGGACACCAUUCCUUGCAGCCUUCAGCGUUGGCCUUCAGGAUUGUGAUGAUCAACAAAUUGCAACUCUUUGUCUGGAUGGCAUUCGUUGUGCAAUUAGAGUUGCUUGCAUUUUUCGCAUGGAGUUGGAGAGGGACGCAUAUGUGCAGGCUCUUGCUCGGUUCACCCUCCUGACUGCCAUCUCCCCAUUGACUGAACUGAAGGCAAAGAAUGUGGAUACGAUCAAGAUAUUGAUCCUGGUGGCUCAGACAGAUGGUAACUACCUGGGUCAUGCAUGGUUGGAUAUCUUGAAAUGCAUUUCACAGCUUGAGCAUGCUCAAUUGAUGGGGACAGGAAUGAAACCGAAGAAUGCCCCUGUUGGCUUUCCAACCAGGGAUUCCAUUUCACUCAGUGUAGAGUCUUUCUUGUCUGACCACUUGGAUCUUGGAAGUGACCAAAAGAAGUUGGCUAGUGCCAAAGAACUUAUCACACAGGCAUGCUCUCAAAGUGUUGUUGUUGCUGUUGAUCGGAUCUUCACUGGGUCUGUAAAUCUGGAUGGAGAUGCUGUAGUUGAUUUUGUGAAGGCACUAUGUGAAGUGUCAAUGGAGGAACUAAAAACAUAUGGGCAACCAAGGAUGUACAGCUUGCAAAAGUUGGUUGAGAUCUCCUAUUACAACAUGGGUCGCAUUCGUCUCCAGUGGUCCCGCAUAUGGGAAGUCCUUGGAGACCACUUCAAUCAAGUUGGAUGCUUACCAAAUGAGGAUGUGUCCUUUUUUGCCAUAGACUCUCUACGGCAACUGUCCAUGAAAUUCAUUGAGAAGGGUGAAUUCCCCAAUUUCCGCUUUCAGAAGGAGUUUUUGCGACCAUUUGAACAUAUCAUGAAGAAGAAUCGGUCACCGACAAUCCGAGACAUGGUUGUGAGAUGUAUAGCUCAGAUGGUGAAUUCUCAAGCAGCUAGCAUAAAAUCUGGUUGGAAGAACAUCUUCAGUGUUUUUUAUCUGUCUGCUUCAGACCCAGAUGAAAACAUUGUUGAGUUGGCCUUCAAAACUACUGGGAAAAUAAUUCAGGAGGUAUUCCAUAAUCACUUUGGUAUCAUCCUGGAUUCUUUCCAAGAUGCAACCAAGUGCCUCAGUGAAUUUGCCUGUAAUCCAAACUUCCCAGACAUCAACAUGGAAGCCAUUCGGCUCAUCAGAGUGUGUGCAAAAUAUGUUGACGAGAAAGAAGCUAUGUUCCGUGAGCAUAACAUGGAAGAUGUGACUGUGGCAGAAGAAGAUCGUGUGUGGGUUAGGGGAUGGUUUCCCAUUCUGUUUGGGCUGUCUUGCAUCAUCAAUCGUUGCUCCUUGGAUGUUCGUACCCGAGCACUCACCAUCAUGUUUGAUGUCAUCAAGUCUUAUGGAAGCUCCUUCCGUGUGCACUGGUGGAAAGACAUAUUCCAGGUUCUUUUCAGGGUGUUUGACAUCCUGAAGCUUCCUGAGCAGUCAUCUGAAGGCGAUUCUAGAUCACAUUUCAAUGAGAAGAAGGAGUGGAUGACAACAACUUGUAAUCAUGCCCUCUAUGCAAUUGUUGAUGUUUUUACACAGUAUUAUGAUACACUUGGACCUAUCCUGCUGGAAGAUCUAUAUCAACAGCUGAGAUGGUGUGUGCAGCAGGAUAACGAACAACUGGCUCGCUCUGGCACCAAUUGCCUUGAGAAUUUGGUGAUCUCAAAUGGCACCAAAUUUGGAGAUGAAGCAUGGGAUAUGACACUCCACUGCAUGCUUGACAUCUUCAAUAUGACUUUGCCACAAGACCUUUUAACAUGGCAGCCAAAUACAGCAGAUCGUGAAGAGAACAGCUUUGCUUUGAUGCAUGGUGAAAUGGAAGCAGUUAUGAAUGCUGUUGGUGGUGACAUGAGCUCUGGAUCUGGAGGUGUCAUGUCUGAAGACAGCUCUUACAAGAGGCAUGGGAAGGAUGGAUCCGAAAAGAGGAGCAAACGUAAGAUUCCUCAGCCCAAAGUAGCCACUGACCACAAAGUCUUCUCUGCUUUGUUCAUCAAAUGUGUUGUGCAACUGGAACUCAUCCAAGCCAUUGAUAACAUAGUAUUCUAUCCUACCACCAGUAAAAAAGAAGAUGCAGAAAAUCUAGCAGCUGCACAAACACAGACUCUACUCGAUCAAGAUGACAACCAGCAACACGAGGAUCAGGGGAUGUAUCCAUUCCUCAGCUCCUCUCGCCUGCUUCGUCUAUUGGACUGUCUACUGGUAUCCCAUCAAUUUGCCAAAUCAUUCAAUUCCAAUCAUGUGCAGCGAAAUGCAUUAUGGAAAGCCGGCUUUAAGGGUAAUGCCCAACCCAACCUGAUGAAGCAGGAGACUCAGAGCCUUGCAUGUGCCUUGAGGAUCCUCUUCAGACUUUAUCUUGACGAGUCCCGACAAGAUGCCUGGCCGGAGGUUCAUGAUCGGCUGAUUCCGAUCUGCAAGGAUGGCCUCGAGUACUUCCUCACCCUCCGUUCCGAAGCCCAUCGGGAUGCCUGGACCUUCAUCUUGCUACUUUUCUUGACCAAAGUGCAAAAGCUGAAUGAUAAAAGGUUCCGGGCUCACAUCUGUGUUUACUACAAUCACCUGUGUGACAUGAUAUGCCUGGAUUUGAAACCAGAGCUGCGAACUCUCCUGAGGCGCUUUUUCCUGAGGAUUGGACCUGUGUUUCAGAUUGUGCCUCCGCCUCUUUGA